This is a messenger RNA of Acanthosepion pharaonis, 477 nucleotides long. The record is from the annotation of a GenBank genome assembly. Lineage: Eukaryota; Metazoa; Mollusca; Cephalopoda; Sepiida; Sepiidae.
AUGGCGUCUUUGAGGAUUUGUUGGCGAGGUGUGGCUCUGCUCACUAGAAAUGUCAUGAAGCCUCAGAACUUGAGUUUUUCUCCAAAUACAACCACAACGCUCUCUGCCUUUUGCAAAUCCUUUCAGACAUUUUCCACUGUACACAGCAAUCUGUUGAAACCUACAUCUGCUUUGAAAUUCCAAUGUACUCUACCAAUUCGACAAUUCAGCUGUUUUACCAACUCAACAAUCCAAGGGAAAUUUUUGGAACCCUGCCAUAAACCACAGAAGACCAGCAUCAGAACCAAAAUUGUCUGCAGCAAGAAAAAAGGAAAAGGCAAAUCGAAUUAUGCUGUGCUCAGUCAUCGUUCCUUGAAGUCAACCAUUCGACAAACAUUUAAUAAGUCAGUGGUACUUUUUUUGUUUGUUUUGAUUAACCAUGAGUCAAAGCCCAAAAAGUGUUCCAUCUGCAGUCCUUCAACCCAACAGAAACUAUGA